UAUUCUAGAAUUCUCCCCUCUACCUCCGACCUGGCAGCAGCAUGUCGUUUCCGAUUCAUUAAUUAAUAGCCAUUAAUUAAAUCAAAAUGUCGAAGGGGGAGAGAGAGCGCGCCGAGGGAGAAGCAAACAGAGAGGAAGGAAGAAGGCAAUCCAUAUCUGGAAAGGCCAUUUGGAUCCCUGGUUCCAGAUAGAAAGAAAAAAAAGAAGAGGACCGAUUUCUUCCAGCGCGGCGGCAGCUCAUCCUCUCUUCGUUCACCUAUCUCCGAACAAUCCGCUGAUCCCUUCCGACACUCGUUGUUUUUUUAGUUCCCCCAUCCACCAACCCCGUCCCACACAUUUUCGAUUUCUCUCUCUCUCUCCCUUCCCUUCCCUUCCUCUGCUGCCGGAGGAGGUGGAGGAGGAGGAAGAAAGCAAAGGAGCGAAGGGCGCGCCUGGAAGGAGGAGGAGGAGGAGAGCAAAGAGGCAAAGGGCGCGCCUGGAAGGAGGAGGAAGAGGUACGGGAGCAAUCCUUUGAUUGGUGGGGUUCUCUCGUCUCCGAUUCCGGGUGCGCUAAAACGAGCAGCGCCGCCGGCUACGGCUAACCGGCAGCCAUGUCGCCCUUCUACCUUGCUCGUAGUGCUUCCAAGGUGGUGAGGAGGAUCACCUCGGAGACGUCGGCCGAGCUCAAGAUCCUCUCGGAGAAAUGGCGCCUUCUCCUCGCUGGCCUCGUCUUUCAGUACAUUCAUGGUUUGGCCGCUCGAGGGGUCCAUUAUUUGCACCGGCCAGGGCCUACCCUUCAAGAUCUUGGCUUCAUGAUUCUUCCGGAGCUUGGAAAAGAAAGGGGUUACAUCAGUGAAACAUUGUUUACAUUUGUCUUCCUCUCCUUUGUAUUGUGGACAUUCCACCCUUUCAUCCUUCAAACCAAGCGCUUCUACACUGUUCUGAUUUGGCGCAGGGUGCUUGCCUUCCUAUGUGCUUCUCAAUUGUUACGGAUAAUCACCUUCUAUUCUACACAGCUUCCAGGACCUAACUAUCAUUGUCGUGAGGGCUCACCUCUGGCCCGAUUACCACCACCACAAAAUGCAGCAGAGGUCCUUCUGAUUAAUUUCCCAAGUGGAGUGAUUUAUGGAUGUGGCGACUUGAUAUUUUCGUCCCACAUGAUUUUCAUUCUAGUGUUUGUCAUAACAUACCAGAAGUAUGGAAGUAUAAGGUUUGUUAAGAUGCUUGCAUGGUGCGUAGCUAUUGCUCAGAGUCUUCUUAUAAUAGCUUCUCGCAAGCAUUACAGCGUUGAUGUUGUUGUUGCAUGGUAUACUGUGAAUUUGGUUGUUUUCUUUGUGGACAAGAAGCUUACAGAACUACCCGAUAGAUCAGCAGGAUUGACAUCCAUGCUGCCCGUGACUGUGAAGGAUAAAGAUAGCAAGUUGAAAGAAGAGAACACCAGAUUGCUGAAUGGUAACUCUGGUGAUUCAGCUGAUCGGAGACCACGAACACAAAUGAAUGGGAAGCACAUUGAGAAUGGAAACCAUGCUGAGAGUCAAACUGUGAAAACAUGAUCAGUGCUGACUCGAAAGAUUUUUGUUAGUUGAAAGACGUUCCAGAGGCCUAAGCAUGAUAUAUGAGGAAGGAAGGCAUGCCUAGCACCUUGAUGGCUUCAUUCUAGGCUGCAGAUGUUUUGUUCUCCAACUGUAAUUGUAAUCCCCUUUUCUUGUUUCUUUCUUUGAUUUUUCAGCUUGUAAUUCAGAUUAUUUAUACAAAAUGUGUAUAUUUAGCACAUCACUGAGAUUCUUUCAAAGUGUAAUCAUCUCGCCAAUAUGACGUAGUCCUGUCAAUACCUAUCUCUGAAAGGUCACAUGGUUCAUUUGA
Phragmites australis (common reed) is the source of this 1842-nucleotide messenger RNA. RefSeq names its product phosphatidylinositol:ceramide inositolphosphotransferase-like. The record is from RefSeq and is a predicted model, not a curated record. Gene Ontology annotation, biological process: ceramide biosynthetic process. The transcript has 12 exons. Gene Ontology annotation, cellular component: endoplasmic reticulum membrane; trans-Golgi network; Golgi membrane. Gene Ontology annotation, molecular function: ceramide cholinephosphotransferase activity; inositol phosphoceramide synthase activity; sphingomyelin synthase activity. Lineage: Eukaryota; Viridiplantae; Streptophyta; Magnoliopsida; Poales; Poaceae. The coding region runs from base 591 to 1532 and encodes 313 amino acids.